Molecule: messenger RNA, 1692 nt
Organism: Podospora pseudocomata
Lineage: Eukaryota; Fungi; Ascomycota; Sordariomycetes; Sordariales; Podosporaceae
Exons: 2
Coding region: 851-1501 (216 amino acids)
Source: RefSeq, a predicted model, not a curated record
CAAAAAUUCGAUGGUGUCAAGAGAAUGGCAUCUUUUUGGCGAGACCGAGUUUGGUGAGAUAUUUUCUUCUGACCGCUUGUUGAGGUUUUAUCAAACUUCGGAAAAUAACGGAAAAUACCCUGGAUUUCAUCAGAAAAACCAGUCAACAAAAUUACACACAGACAUGAAUCCAACUGCAGCGGAUCGCGAUGCCAGAACUUUUUGCCAAGAACACGGCCGAUAUCUCUUGGUCACAGUUCGGGCGGAUAGGGCCGAAUGCCGAGCAUCUUCAAUCAAGGCCAAACAUCCAUCCAUCAACCAUUGUCGAUGGCAUUGACAAAUUCUGAUGUUGAACACCACGCAAAAACGUAAUCGGAAUAUGUCGGGUCGGAAAUUAGGGCGGUGAUAUAGCGAGGACGGGUUACACGUCGCUACCAACCACCCUCCUGGUCGUCUGAAGGGGCGGAAGUGCCACCAACUGCGCCUUGCCACGAAAAAAAAAAAAAAAGGAAGAAGCGUUGAGUUGGUGCCUCAUCUCGCGCCGUGGUGAGAGAGACCCGGCCCGUUACAGGGAGCCAAGAGAAUUGUUUUUCCUAUCUUUGGUAAUAUGACCGCCCAUGCCGGGCCUGUCCGCUUGGUUUUGUAUGAGGUGUUGGGUAGUACCGUGUAGGUAUUAAAGGGUUGAUGUUGCCACUGUUUGUUUCGUAGAUGUUGAUCUUGAACUUUUUUUGUUUAUAUAAAGGCGUCCAUCUCACAAUAUCUACCUGAUAAGUAAACAAUCAUCAAGCUACUUCAUCAUACCUACUCGCAGAGUACCAUCAAGAUAUUUCACACAAACUAUUCCUUCAGUACCACAUAUACCACCAUCACCAUGGCGAUUUCACUCCCCCACCAAAGGCCAUCAAGCCCAUCAACCUCCAAACUCCACCAAGCCCUCCUCACAACCCUCUCCCCCUUGACCCUAACGCACACCCACCUCUCCCUCCCCCAAUACCACCCCACCCUCCUCGCCACCGCGGUGACCACCUUCACCAAAAUCUACUCCUGUGCGAUCACACCCUCCCUCCCUCAGCUUUUGUCCGCCAUCCUCCCAGAGGAAACCCUCCCCAUCCUCUUCGACACAACAGGCGCCCUCCUCUCCGGCCUUGACGACCAGGCCAAAACCAUUCUUUAUAUCCAGGCCGUCACCGGGCUAGUCCUCAUCUUCGAACACCUCUGCAAACAUGGGGACAUCACUGCUGGCGUGGUGGAUAGAGAGCUGAGGUUGUUUGAGCAGAGCAAGCAAAAGAGAAGUGUGCUGGAAAGGAUCGAGGAAGGGGGUUUGUUGGGGGAGUGUUAUACCGUCGAGGCGGUGGUGGAGUUUAUUGUGGGGGUUAUUGACGAGCAAGAAAAAGAAGAGGUGGUGAAUGAGGUUGAGAUUGAGCAGGUGGUGACGAAUGAGAAGGUUGACUGGGAGAUGGGGAGCAGGCCGUAUGGGAAUAUGGGCUUGCCGUGGGGGUUUACCAUUAUGGCUUUGAACUAGAGAUCAUGACCGGGAGGGUGUGAAGGAAGGGGAGGAUUAUGUCUUUUGUAAUAUCUUUUGGUGGACUGUAACAUUAACAAAUCUCCAUUCUGGGUUUGGAUAGAUCGGGUUGCUUUGGGGAAAAUGGCUGGACCGUCUUAGAUACAUGAACAGUUAGACUGAUAGAUUUGGGAUUAUGCGGUAAUAAGGGU